Populus nigra (black poplar) is the source of this 2296-nucleotide messenger RNA. Its product is annotated as beta-1,2-xylosyltransferase. Bases 172 to 1698 code for a protein of 508 amino acids. The record is from RefSeq and is a predicted model, not a curated record. NCBI's taxonomy places the organism in Eukaryota, Viridiplantae, Streptophyta, Magnoliopsida, Malpighiales, Salicaceae. Gene Ontology annotation, molecular function: glycosyltransferase activity. The transcript has 3 exons.
UCAUGCUAAUUAAUAUUUAAUAAAUCAACCUUCGUGGGCUCCUCCAAAGCCUCCUCGUAGCUCAGGCGGAGUGCACGGUGCGUUACGUCAACUGCACUUCCAUUUUGGUGGAACAGAGAAAAUUCAACAUAAAAUCUAACACUCCUCCAGAGACCAGGCAGAGGGAGAGAGAUGAACAAAACGCAUUCAAAGCUGUUGAAGAUCGUUAUCUUUCUCUUCGCCCUCAACUCCCUCUCUCUUUGCCUCUACUUCUCCUCUCACCACCACAAUUCUAACAACAAACAAGAGGAAUACCACUCUACUUUAACGUCAAACGACCGUUCCCAUACGGAAAACAACAGUAACAGUAACAGUAAUAAUGUCAAUCUAAAAGCUUGGCCAAUACUUCCUUCUUACCUUCCAUGGACUCAAAACCCUAACAAAGUCACCGUCCGUUCAUGCGAAGCUUACUUCGGAAACGGCUUUAGCCGCCGCAUCGACGUGCUUUCGAGCGGCGGAUGGUUCAGAUGCUUGUACAGCGAGACAUUAAGGAGCUCGAUAUGCGAGGGAGGGAGUGUACGGAUGGUUCCGGAGAGGAUUAAAAUGUCGAGAGGAGGUGAGAGGAUCGAGGAGGUAAUUGGUAGAAGUGAGGAGGAGGAGUUGCCGGAUUUCGAAAACGGUGCGUUUGAGAUUCUUGGAUCGACUGCGAGAUCUAAAUGGCUUGUUGAUGAAGGUUUCUUAGAUGCGUUUGUUCCUGAUGGGAAUGUAAUGCGACACACCAUGCGUGGGUUGAUCCGAUCGAUUCGGGCUGUGGAUAAUAACAGCAAGGAGUUUCAUUGCGAUCUGUGGAUUGAGGAGCCAACCCUUUUGGUCACCAGAUUUGAGUAUGCAAAUCUUUUUCAUACUAUCACAGAUUGGUACAGUGCAUAUGUUGCUUCGAGAGUCACCGACUUGCCUUAUCGACCUCACUUGAUUUUUGUGGAUGGUCACUCUAGAACACCCUUGGAAGGAACUUGGAAAGCGUUGUUUUCAAGCGUUAGAUAUGCUAAGGACUUUAGUGGCUCAGUUUGUCUUCGGCAUGCUGUUCUUGUCCCUUUGGGAUAUGAGACUGCACUCUUCAAGGGACUGACUGAAAAAAUAAAUUGUCAGGGAGCAUCAGCGCAUGAUCUUUGGCAAAACCCUGAUGACCAAAAAACUGCUCGAUUGUCCGAGUUUGGAGAAAUGAUCAGGGCAGCUUUUGACUUCCCUGUCAGUAGACACAGAGCUGAAAAGCCAUUUUCUGGGCAUAAUGUCCUCUUUGUCAGACGCGAAGAUUAUUUAGCCCAUCCACGCCAUGUUGGUAAAGUUGAAUCAAGGCUUAGCAAUGAACAAGAAGUUUUUGAUUCAUUGCAGACCUGGGUAUCUAAUCAUUUGGAGUGCAAAGUGAAUCUUAUCAAUGGAUUGUUUGCACAUAUGUCUAUGAAGGAGCAAGUCCGAGCCGUUCAAGACGCUUCUGUUAUCAUUGGUGCUCAUGGCGCAGGUCUCACUCACAUAGUAUCUGCAACACCAAAAACAAUAAUUCUGGAGAUUAUUAGUAGCUACUUUAGACGCCCACAUUUUCAAUUGAUUGCUGAGUGGAAAGGGUUAGAGUAUCAUGCCAUCAAUCUUGAUGGAUCAUAUGCGCAUCCAUCAGUUGUCAUAGACAGGUUUAGCAGGAUAAUGAAAAGUCUUGGAUGUUGAAAUUCUUUUGGAUACGUGUGAAAUUGAUCGAUACUCAUGGCAGCAGGGAAUGGGAAAGAAGUGAUGCGAAACUUAUUGAUCUUCAGGAGCCUGCUUUUUAAUGCCACAUCCUCUCUUGCUGAUAUUAAUUUUUGCUUUCAUCUCUUUCUCCACAACAUUGUAAUUUGUGGCUGAUUGAAGAUACCAUGCCAAGAUUGUACUGUAUGAGUUUCUUGCGGUCUGCAGUCAUCUCAGGAGCACCUUGUACGGGACAGACAACGUAGAUGCUAGUCUAUUUCCAGCCCCCAAAGUUUGAUGGAUGGCCAUUGUUCAACUUUUUAGUCCGUACGAGGUGGAUGUCUUAUGUUCUUUGGAUAUGGUACGUCAUCCUGACACUGGUGAUAAUUAUUCUUGUUAAUGAUAUUUUGUAUGAGGAAAUGGACUUGCAACCCAGGCCUCGUUUAUUUUAGGAGAUUAGCUCAUGAUUGCUCACACGUACGACACCACUACAUGUUGGUCUUUAUAAAUGAACUACUAGUGUAUGAUACCACCAGUUUCUGUUCCCUCUCUCCUCCUAUUUAAGGAUAACCACAUAAUUAAUUUGUGUAUUUUUUUCGUA